AGGUUCUAUUUAAGGCCAAUCUCACCCAUUUCUUCAAGCCUCUUUAAAAAAACUCUCCAUUAUUGCAGCUUUUUAAUUGAAGUGGUGUUUGAUUAAUGCAAUGAUUUCCACUGGGGCAGAAGCAGAAGAGGAAUAUCGAGAGAAGGAAGCAUAUGAGAUUGCGGAAACCAACCAGGGUUUUGAGUCAAAGCAAAGUGAUCAUGAUGAUGGUAAAGGAGUAGCUGAUCAUCAUGAAGAUGAUCAUUUGGGAGACUGGUUGAGCUUGAGCCUCAAUAAAAAAGAUCCAUCGUCAAAACCGGGCAGUAGUAGUAGCAGCAGCAAUAAGGUUUUCUCAUGCAACUUCUGCAUGAGGAAGUUCUAUAGCUCACAAGCCUUGGGAGGCCAUCAGAAUGCACAUAAAAGAGAAAGAGGAGCUGCAAAGAGGUACCAAUCUCAUAGAAUGAUGAUGACAACGAUGAUGGGGUUUCCCAUCAAUACUGUAGCGGCUCGUUCACUUUGUGUUCAGCCUCAUUCACUGGUGCAGAAGCAAACCAGAGAUGGAUCUUCAACGGUGGCUCGCUCCGGCUUCGAUGGUUUUAGCACUGGUUUUGGAGUGUCGUGGACACCAUUCAUGCUUGAAAAUGCCAUGGAUAUGUUUUGGCCCGGAAGUUUUCGGGUGGAACACAGAUUACCAAGUAGUACACAUGAUCAUCAUCAAUCAGAUCAUGUACACAAUAAACAGCUCGACUUAAAUUUACGGCUGUAAUUCCAGUUUUGCUUAAUGCUUCAUCUUGUUGUAAUUUUGAAGCUAAAUUCUUGUUGUUUCAUUUCUCCAUCCAAUAAAUACAUGUUUCGAUCA
Argentina anserina (silverweed cinquefoil) is the source of this 838-nucleotide messenger RNA. RefSeq names its product zinc finger protein 7-like. The transcript has a single exon. The record is from RefSeq and is a predicted model, not a curated record. NCBI's taxonomy places the organism in Eukaryota, Viridiplantae, Streptophyta, Magnoliopsida, Rosales, Rosaceae. The coding region runs from base 101 to 745 and encodes 214 amino acids.